UUUAAGCAUUGCUGUGGACGUCGUUUAAUUUCGCCGAUUUUUUUCUGUUUAAUAAUAUUUAAAUAAAUAAAAAUAUUUGUUAGAAAACAGCUUAAUAAGUAACUUUUCGUAAUGACUAUAAACACCGCUACAUCCUUAUCCAUGGAAAUUGAAUUUCCGGAUGAAGAUAUUCCCUACGAAGAGGAAAUCCUACGCAAUGCUUAUUCUGUGAAACAUUGGCUGCGUUACAUAGAUCACAAAUCCCGGGCACCCAACAAUGCCGUGAAUAUUGUCUACGAAAGAGCUUUGAAAGAAUUGCCUGGAAGCUAUAAAAUUUGGUACAAUUACUUGCGUACUCGAAGGAAGCAGGUUCGAGGCAAAUGCAUCACUGAUGCCAUGUAUGAAGAAGUCAAUAACACCUUUGAGCGUGCACUUGUAUUUAUGCAUAAAAUGCCACGCAUUUGGAUGGAUUAUGGUACAUUUAUGACAUCGCAAUGUAAAAUUACACGCACUAGACAUGUUUUCGAUAGAGCUUUACGUGCUCUGCCUGUCACACAACAUCAUCGCAUAUGGCCUUUGUAUUUGAAGUUUGUUAAGAGAUACGACAUUCCUGAGACGGGUGUAAGAAUUUUUCGUCGCUAUUUGAAAUUGGCUCCCGAUGAUGCAGAGGAGUAUAUUGAAUAUUUGUUAAGUGUAAAUCGUUUGGAUGAUGCUGCCCAACAACUGGCUAGCAUUGUGGACAAUGAGCACUUUGCCUCAAAGCAUGGCAAGUCAAGUCAUCAACUUUGGACAGAAUUGUGUGAGCUGAUAUCGAAAAAUCCGGAUAAAGUACAUUCGUUAAAUGUGGAUGCCAUUAUAAGGGGUGGUCUUAGGAGAUAUACUGAUCAACUAGGUCAUCUUUGGAAUUGUUUGGCUGACUACUACGUACGCUCUGGCCUUUUCGAUCGUGCCAGAGAUAUCUAUGAAGAAGCCAUACAAACUGUACGCACAGUACGUGAUUUCACUCAGGUUUUCGAUGAAUAUGCCCAAUUUGAGGAACUUUCUUUGAAUAAACGCAUGGAAAUAGUAGCCAAUGAUCCGGAUGCCACAGAGGAAGAUGACAUAGAUGUUGAAUUGCGUUUGGCGCGUUUUGAGCAUCUCAUGGACCGACGUCUACUGUUGUUAAAUUCCGUGUUGCUGCGUCAAAAUCCUCAUAAUGUUCAUGAGUGGCACAAACGCGUUAAGUUGUAUGAGGAUAAACCCCAUGAAAUCAUCAACACCUAUACAGAAGCUGUACAGACAGUUCAGCCUAAGCUGGCUGUGGGUAAAUUGCACACACUUUGGGUUGAGUUUGCCAAAUUUUAUGAAUCGAAUGGUCAAGUAGAUGAUGCACGUGUUGUUUUCGAAAGAGCCACUGAAGUUGAGUAUGUCAAAGUGGAGGACUUGGCCAGUGUUUGGUGCGAAUGGGCUGAAAUGGAAAUACGCCAAGAAAACUUCGAAGAAGCCUUGAAGCUUAUGCAAAAGGCCACAGUUAUGCCGAAGCGCAAGGUGGCCUAUCAUGACGACACCGAAACUGUGCAAAUGCGACUUUACAAAUCUCUCAAGGUGUGGUCUAUGUAUGCCGAUCUCGAGGAAUCUUUUGGCACUUUCAAAACUUGUAAGGCGGUCUAUGAUCGCAUUAUAGACUUGAAAAUUUGUACGCCACAAAUUAUUAUUAACUAUGGCCUCUUCUUGGAGGAACAUAAUUACUUUGAAGAAGCUUUCAGGGCCUAUGAAAAGGGCAUAGCCCUCUUUAAGUGGCCUAAUGUUUAUGACAUAUGGAAUGCUUAUCUAACAAAGUUCCUCAAGCGCUAUGGCGGCUCCAAAUUAGAAAGAGCACGUGAUUUAUUCGAGCAAUGUUUGGAAAAUUGCCCACCGGAACAUGCAAAAUAUUUCUAUUUGUUGUAUGCCAAAUUGGAGGAAGAUCAUGGUUUGGCUCGUCAUGCCAUGGCUGUGUAUGAUAGGGCUACCAGCGCAGUUAAACAAGAGGAAAUGUAUGACAUGUAUAAUAUUUUUGUCAAAAAGGCUGCAGAAAUUUAUGGUCUGCCACGCACUAGAGAGAUCUAUGAGAAGGCCAUUGAAUGUUUGCCGGAGGAGAAUAUGAGACACAUGUGCGUACGUUUUGCUGAAAUGGAAACCAAAUUGGGAGAGGUUGAUAGAGCCAGGGCAAUAUAUGCCCAUUGUUCGCAGGUUUGUGAUCCUCGCAUUACCGCCGACUUUUGGCAAACUUGGAAAGAGUUUGAAGUGCGCCAUGGCAACGAAGACACUAUGCGGGAGAUGUUGCGUAUCAAACGUUCUGUUCAGGCCACUUAUAAUACCCAGGUUAAUAUGAUGGCAGCUCAGUUUAUGACCUCAGGCAAUACGGCAGCAGAUGCGGCUGGUUCCGAUGCUAUGCGACAAUUGGAUGCCAGAGCUAAAGAGGUUGCAGCUGCAGCCAACAAUCAGCAAGCUAAUAAGCCACCAGCCCCAACACCAACUAAGCCACAAAAUGCCAGCAACAUAAUGUUUGUGCGUGGCGAAACUCAAGGUGGCUCUGCCAAGGAUAAAGUGGUUAAUCCAGAUGAGAUUGAUAUUGGUGACAGUGAGGAGGAGGAAGAUGAAGAGGAGGAUGACGAUGGAAAUGCUAGUGAGACGGAACGAAAUGAAGCAGCCACACGCAAGGAUGAUAAUGAUCUGAUUAUGAAGAAAUUGAGAAUCGAACAAAAGUCAAUACCGGCCAAGGUGUUUGGAGGUCUCAAAACCAAGGCCAAUGAAGAUGAGGAGGAUGAUUAGAUAGAAUGGAUAAAAGCAAAAAGAAUACA
Molecule: messenger RNA, 2798 nt
Organism: Stomoxys calcitrans (stable fly)
Lineage: Eukaryota; Metazoa; Arthropoda; Insecta; Diptera; Muscidae
Gene: fand
Product: pre-mRNA-splicing factor syf1 homolog
Exons: 4
Coding region: 112-2769 (885 amino acids)
Biological process (GO): generation of catalytic spliceosome for first transesterification step; mRNA splicing, via spliceosome
Cellular component (GO): Prp19 complex; U2-type catalytic step 2 spliceosome; post-mRNA release spliceosomal complex
Molecular function (GO): protein binding
Source: RefSeq, a predicted model, not a curated record